AUGCGAUUUUGUGCCCAGCACUCGAAAGACCUCGAUGCAGCAUUGAAUUCUCUGCCAACAAGUCCCUCAAAUGAUGCGACUUCCAAUCCGCCCGCUUCCCGGUCGCCCUUGAAAUUACACCCCGCACAGAAGGGCGUCCCGCCACCAUCGACAGAGUUGUCCACACUCCUUCUCUCACUUCGGAAGCUACGCGAAGCCGUUCUGGCAACAGCCACGACUAUACCGGCAGAAUUCUCACAGCGGGUUCAUGUAUUCUCCAUUCGCUUGUCUAUUCUCGCGCAUCACCCGCCAUCAUACUUCCCCUCUCUACGAUACGUUCUGGAUAAACUGCACUCCACAUCUCACCCACUUCCCGGCGCCGAAGCCAUGGAACUGGUCACUUAUUUGAUUCUCGACUAUGCCUGUCGGCAAGGAGAUAUGAUUGCGGCAUUUGAAAUGCGUGCCCGAGCGCGAAAAGAGCAUUCCUACCAGUCACAGACGGUGGACAAGGUUUUGGCUGCCUUGAUGCACGAUAACUGGGUGAUGUUCUGGCAAUUACACAACAGUGUGGAUUCUCACAUCCGUGCAGUGAUGAAUUGGGCCGCAGACAGAGUUCGCAGGCAUGCGCUCAAGGCCGUAGGCAGUGCCUAUCUUAGCGUGCACAUCAGUUGGAUUUUGGGUGGCUGUACAGGAGACGAACAGAGUUGGACAUGGCAGAAAUUGGUCGAGCAAGAAAAACUUCGUUGGGAGCGGGAAGGCGAUAGGAUUAUCAUCAAGCGACUGAAGCAGAGGGCCCCUCCCAAGCCGGAGCCAAGCGGAUCAAGUGCAUGA
This is a messenger RNA of Penicillium digitatum Pd1, 810 nucleotides long. RefSeq lists its product as uncharacterized. The record is from RefSeq and is a predicted model, not a curated record. Lineage: Eukaryota; Fungi; Ascomycota; Eurotiomycetes; Eurotiales; Aspergillaceae.